AUGGGCUACCCGUGGCAACUCGACGAGGAGAGCCUCGAAUACAUUGAAGCUCUCACACCUGAGGAACAGCCAUUGGCGCUGCAAGCGAACAAUGACUUCAAUCAACAAUCACUCUUGAUCCCGUCUAUCUUCGUCUUCGUCAUCCUCGGCGGCUUUGCGCUGCUUGUCCUGGGCGCCGCAUUCCUCCGUCUCCUGAAUUGGUCGACUUCUGGUCGUCUCUACAAAUUGGCACCCAAAUUCGUUUCCAAACAAAUCGUCGAUGCGCCGCUCGUAUCAAGCCGACAUGCAUCGCCUGUCCCCAUGACUCCCGGUUUCGGCAAGUCGAAGACAGCACAAGGCAAAAUGCAUCCGCUCUCCAUCGCCUUGCCUUUGCGAGGGCAGACGGUCAUCUUGGCCCUGCUCGUCUUUCUCAACUUGCUCGGCAUCUGCGCUUUUUACAAGACGGAUGUCAACAACUACUACUGGCCCGGCGACACGUUCAUCCAGAGCUGCCGAUAUCUUUCUGACCGUGCCGGUGUCCUCAGUCUUGGGCAACUGCCUCUCGUCAUCUUGCUUUCGGGACGCAACUCACCGGUGCGCGCCCUGACCGGACAGGAUUUCACCACCGCGAUGAUGUACCACCGCUGGGUAGCCAGAAUCGUCGCCCUUCAGGCUGUCAUUCACUCUAUCGGCUACACUGUUUACUCCCUUCACUACGGCAAAGCAAACCUUGCCACAGCUUUCGCAGACCCUUACUGGCGGUGGGGAGUCGUGGCAACCGUAUUUAUGGCUGUGAUGAUCUUUCAGAGCAUUCGCAUGCUCCGAGAAGUCUGCUACGAAGCUUUCGUACUGAUCCACAUCGUCUUUGGCGUCCUCACGCUGGUCGGCACCUACUACCACAUCGCCCUCCUUGAAGCUUCGUCCUACAAGCUCUUCAUCGACUUCAUCUGGAUCUCGACUGCCUUCUGGGUCUUUGACCGCGUUGUACGUCUCCUCUUACUAGUGGUCAUCAACAUCGACGUCACUCGCGGUAGCGGCGCUUUCUUCACUCGCGGCACCAUCUCCCUUGCCAGUGGCUCUGGAGACAGCGACGAGGAUCUGUUGCGCGUACGCAUCUGGCCAUCCGGCCCAAUGCGCAAGCGCUUUGCGGCUCUUGCACCUGGAUCAGACAUCCUGCUUCACGUCCCAUUGCUCGAGCCCAUGACUUCACAUCCCUUCUCCGUCAUUGCUUCUGGCACCGACGCAAAGGGUCUCUAUGCUGACAUGCUUGUCCGCGUGCGCAAGGGCAUGACUCAAAGGGCUCAAAAGAAGCUCAGGAAGCUCAUCGUUUCCGAGGGACCUGCCGCCAGCUUCGAGACGCUGAUGUUCGUCGAAGGACCGUACUCCGCAAAGGUAGAGAUCUCUGAACAUGAUGGCGGUGCGCUCUUGGUGGCAGGUGGUGUCGGCAUUGCGCACACUCUGCCCAUUCUCUGCGAGUCGAUCAAAGCUGAAGCUGCUGGCAAUGGUGGCAAGACCCCAGGCGACGCUGGCGAAUCCAGCGGCGCUGCUGCACAACGCACUGUCGAGAUGCGCUGGAUGUGCAAGUCCGCUGCCACUUUCGAUGUUGCCCUGCCUUACCUGGAAGAAGCCGUGCUGCAGCUACGUGCUGCUCGCGCGAAUGGCACCGCGACGAAGCGCACGGCCUUCCGUGUUCAUCUCUGUCGUACAGAAAGCUCGAGCAAGGAGGACGUCUCUGAGAAGGACGCGGCAUCUAUAGACUCGCCAAGCGCCACCGAUGAGAAGGCAGCACCGACAGACGUGCCGGAGCUCGGCAAAGAGGUGCCUCACACGCAAAACUUGUCCUCUUCCACGCACGCGCGCUUCGACGCCCUCAAGCCCGAAAUCGACUUUCAAUGGUCUGUUGGAAGAACAGAGAUUGGGGAAGCGAUUUCGAGCAUCACGUCGGAAUCUCACUUGUUUGCGUCUGGACGAAAGCCAACGUUUUGCGUCGCUGCUUGUGGACCUCCAACGCUCCUGGAUGAUGCCAGAGCUGCCGCGCGCGCUGCCGACGUCGAAUAUGAGGGCGCACCUUUCGCUUGGUAG
Messenger RNA from Ceraceosorus guamensis, 2061 nucleotides. RefSeq lists its product as hypothetical. Gene Ontology annotation, cellular component: plasma membrane. The coding region runs from base 1 to 2061 and encodes 686 amino acids. The record is from RefSeq and is a predicted model, not a curated record. Gene Ontology annotation, molecular function: ferric-chelate reductase activity. The transcript is spliced from 3 exons. Lineage: Eukaryota; Fungi; Basidiomycota; Exobasidiomycetes; Ceraceosorales; Ceraceosoraceae. Gene Ontology annotation, biological process: intracellular iron ion homeostasis; copper ion import; iron ion transport.